Molecule: messenger RNA, 1924 nt
Organism: Nematostella vectensis (starlet sea anemone)
Lineage: Eukaryota; Metazoa; Cnidaria; Anthozoa; Actiniaria; Edwardsiidae
Product: histone-lysine N-methyltransferase SUV39H2
Exons: 3
Coding region: 198-1661 (487 amino acids)
Cellular component (GO): nucleus
Molecular function (GO): zinc ion binding; protein binding; histone H3K9 methyltransferase activity
Source: RefSeq, a predicted model, not a curated record
CGAUUUUAUUGUUAUUUAAUUUUGUACCUUUUUUAAUGAAAAAUUAAGAGAAAAUUCGCUGUUUUCUUAAUUUAAAGCUCGCAAUGCAGCAUGGGAAAUGAAACGGCGCGAAAAUAGGAAGACAUUCUAUAACCAUUGAAAGCUUAUUGAAAAGGUACAGCUUUUGAUCAGGACCUCUAUAAAAGGAAGUUUUUAUUAUGGAUCAAGUAAUAGAAGAAGAUGUUAUCGAGGAAGUAAAGGAGCCUGUUGGAAGCUUAAACUUUAAAUUAACUUGCUUUGACCGUAUGUUAGAAUUCUUGAAAGGCGAAGACACACCAGAUAACCAAACCAAGCUCGCUUCUCCGACUCCAGAAGAAGAAAUUUUGGAGGAGAAACUCUUGGAGGAUUUAGAGCAACUGGACGGAAAUGUAAACGAUGAAAUUAGCAGCUUAGAUGAAGAAAGCAUUGCAUUGCUUUUAUCGGAAUCGGACGAAAGCGAAACCGAAACAACAAUGGACGAUACACGACAAGAAGGAGAAAUUGAAAUCUUCGCUGCCACGGUCACAGAUGAGGAGAAAUGUACUAGCUCAAGGUCUAGCGAUUCUAUCGUUUGUUUAGAGGAAACUGCAAUUCCGAAUGAGAAUAAACAGCCUUCGAUUGGCGAAGGGGGACUAGCUAAACGAGGCAAACGGCUUGGGAAUAAAUAUAUUACAGUUCCCUGUUUAAAAACUACACAUGAAUUCAAAAGAGCUUUUGGAAAGAAAUAUAGGUUGUUUUUGAAACCAAAGAAAGCAAGAGUGAGUUAUUACAGUAACUACAAGCGAAAAAUGGAGCUACUUGUUAAGCUGGAGGAAUGGGAGAAAUGGUUGAAUGACUGCGCUGUGAACGAACCCUACAUCAGUGUUGAAAACAAAGUGGACAAUACUCCACCUCCUACUGAUUUUGUUUACAUUUCUCAAAAUAAAGUACCUUCGUUUCUGGAUCAUUUGUUCGAUCAUAACUAUCUGGUGGGUUGUAAUUGUCAGCGUUGCACACCCAAAUCAUGCGAGUGCCCCAAGAAUAGUGGGGGCGUAUUCGCCUAUGACAGAUUCGGGCGUGUACAGUUUGAGCCUGGGAAGCCAAUUUAUGAGUGUAACUCUAAGUGCAGUUGCUCAGAGUCUUGUAGGAACAGAGUGGUACAAAGGGGAAGAACCGUGAGGGUGACUAUCUUCAGAACAUACAAUGGAUGUGGGUGGGGGGUCAAGACAAUGGACCCCAUUAUGAAGAACCAGUUUGUGACGGAGUAUGUCGGGGAAGUCAUCACCAAUGAGGAGGCAGAGCAUAGAGGACGGCACUAUGAUGCCGCAGGCCAGACGUACCUGUUUGAUCUCGACUACAAUGAUGGGGACUGUGCCUAUACUAUUGAUGCAAAGAAAUAUGGCAAUAUUUCACACUUCAUCAACCAUUCUUGUGACCCCAAUCUGAGUGUGUUUGGUGUUUGGGUGGAUACACUGGAUCCACAGAUGCCCAGGAUUGCCUUCUUUGCAAGACGUGACAUACCGGCUGGGGAGGAGAUUACAUUUGACUACCUGAUGACUGCUGGCGAUAGUUCACCAACAACCUCUCCAUCCAAGCCCUCAAAGUCCUCCAAUCACUUCCUCUGCCACUGUGGUGCAAAGAACUGUAGAAACUAUCUAUUUUAAUCCUGAAACCCUAGGUACACAUAGAUGAAAAAUUUGAUCCUGACCUCUCAUUUACUUUGUCCUGUCAAUGUGCUAAAUGUUUUCUUAUCCUCCAGCUUUUAUUGACAUUUCAGCCUAUCAUAUUUUUGUUCUCUUCUGUACUUUUUGUAUCUCAAUGAUCAUACCACAGAAGGUUUAAGGUGAUGUACCACAGGCACAAAGCUCUAUUUGAAUUGUAUGGUUGUCAGGAUGACUUGUAAAUAAACAUAAAUUAUGUCAUAUGA